This is a messenger RNA of Rotaria sp. Silwood2, 753 nucleotides long. NCBI's taxonomy places the organism in Eukaryota, Metazoa, Rotifera, Eurotatoria, Philodinida, Philodinidae. The record is from the annotation of a GenBank genome assembly.
AUGCAGCUACUCAAAACUUCCAUUCAGAACUAUUUAAACACAUACGCAACACAAGAUGAUCGUGUAUUUUGUCGCAAUGAUGAGUGUAAUGGUUUAAUUCAGUUUAGUCGAAACUGUCAAGCUUGUUUAACUUGCGGUAGAAAUGUUUGUCCUAAAUGUCAAGUCAUUGAUGACGAACUUCAUGUAGAACGGACUUGUGCUCAACUCGUUGAAGAAAAGAAGCGACGAGAAUUUUUAACUCAACUUUUUGAAGCAGCUAAAAAAUUUGUUCAAGAUGAUGGACCAACAGAUUCUCAAAUGGUACCAAUUGGCCGAAUUGAUGAAAAUCCUUAUCUUGAAAAACAAUACAAAUCACUUAAACGGGUUUUUGCUUAUCAUGGUACAGUUUCUCAAGCUAUGGUACCAAUAUGUCAGAUUGGAUUUGAUCCAAAGCGUCGAUCCGGCCAGGUUCAUGGUCCCGGUGAAUAUUUUGGAGUGGUAGCAAAAAUGUCUCAUGGUUAUUCUCAAAGAUUGCGUAAACACUUACAAUCUAGUCAAAUGAUCAUUGCUUAUAUUAUACGAGGCGCAUAUUUAAAAACUGUGCAAAACUUCUGUUACGUUAUCAUGAAUCCAACAGAUUGGAAAUAUGCUUUUAAUUUGCCAGUACUCAUUGUUAUAUAUGGAGAAAGCGAGUAUAGUCCAACGUCGCCUUUCCCAAUUCCAAUACCCAACUAUGCCGAUGAUGAACAAUCCUAUGUUGCACCUUUCCGGUGA